Messenger RNA from Mauremys reevesii (Reeves's turtle), 1588 nucleotides. It is a transcript of the gene CCNB2, whose product is annotated as cyclin B2. The record is from RefSeq and is a predicted model, not a curated record. Lineage: Eukaryota; Metazoa; Chordata; Testudines; Geoemydidae. Gene Ontology annotation, molecular function: cyclin-dependent protein serine/threonine kinase regulator activity. Bases 249 to 1400 code for a protein of 383 amino acids. The transcript has 10 exons. Gene Ontology annotation, biological process: regulation of cyclin-dependent protein serine/threonine kinase activity; mitotic cell cycle phase transition. Gene Ontology annotation, cellular component: cyclin-dependent protein kinase holoenzyme complex; nucleus; cytoplasm.
ACUAGUGUAGUAGCUGUCUCAGGGGGCGGAAGGGGUGUAGGGGUCGUUCUCCCUCCUCGCUCUUACAGCCCGACCGUCUCCAGUCAAGAGCUGCCGUCCUCAUGGCGCUGGUCCGGCGCGCUGCGGUGAUGACAUAAGAGAACCUAGUUUGGUCACUGGAUCAUCUCCAUGGAAAUUCAGCUUUAGUUACAAUUGGGUGGACACACUAAAUAGCUAAGCUACAGAUUACUAGAGGGGUGGAGAAUGCUAUGACAGGACUUAACAAAGCCAAAAGUCAAGUGACUAACAAAAGGGCUGCUUUGGAAGAGAUUGGGAAUAGAGUUACAACCAGAGGAACAUAUGCAGCCAAGAAAACAGAGAGCUUCAAAGUACCUGUAAAAACUACAAAAGGAGCUACUAAACCAGCAAAUGUAACUGCACAACCUAAACCUUCAGCUGCCGUGAAUUUAACUCUAAAAGAAGAGACUGUUCCAAAGAUUCGGUCUCCAACCCCUAUGGAUGUAUCCAUGAAAGAAGAGGACCUAUGCCAAGCUUUCUCUGAUGUGCUGCUUAACAACAUAGAGGAUAUUGAUUCUGAUGAUUGGGAAAAUCCUCAACUCUGUAGUGACUAUGUAAAGGAUAUUUAUCUGUAUCUGAGGCAGCUUGAGCUGCAGCAAUCAGUACGUCCACACUACCUCAAUGGGAAGGAGAUCAAUGGGCGUAUGCGUGCAAUUCUAGUUGAUUGGCUGGUUCAGGUCCACUCAAGGUUUCAGCUCUUGCAGGAAACACUGUAUAUGUGUGUUGCGAUUAUGGACCGCUUUUUACAAAUUCACGCAGUAUCCCGUAAGAAGCUUCAGCUGGCUGGUGUUACAGCAUUGCUUCUUGCCUCAAAGUAUGAGGAGAUAUUCUCCCCUGAUAUUGCGGAUUUUGUUUACAUCACUGACAAUGCGUACUCUAGCUCUCAGAUCAGAGAGAUGGAAAUGAUGAUUCUUAAGGAGUUGAACUUUGACUUGGGACGCCCUCUACCACUUCACUUCUUAAGGAGAGCAUCAAAAGCUGGUGAGGCUGAUGCUGAGCAACAUACACUAGCAAAGUACCUGAUGGAGCUGACACUCAUAGACUAUGAUAUGAUACAUCAUCAUCCUUCAGAGAUAGCAGCUGCUGCCCUAUGCUUGUCUCAAAAGGUUCUGGGGCAAGGCGAAUGGGGUGUAAAGCAGCAGUACUACACUGGGUAUGCAGAAGACAAUCUUAUGCUAAUUAUGCAACAUAUGGCCAAGAAUGUAGUAAGAGUAAAUGAGAACUUAACAAAAUACACUGCCAUAAGGAACAAGUAUGCAAGCAGCAAACUCAUGAGGAUCAGCACAAUUCCUCAGCUGAAUUCCAAAACAGUAAAAGAUCUUGCUUCAUCUCUCUUGGGAUAAUCCUAGGUAGACCAUUCCUACUCCAUGCACUUUGUCAACAUGUGCCUAAUUGAGGCGCAACUGCUGCUUUUGUACAUAGCCUUCAAUCUUAGUACAGACACCUCAGAUUCCCCCUGAAAGCAAACUUUUAAACUUGCCCUCUAAUACUCUUGUAUAUCUAGAAAUAAAGCUCCUUUUUUAAAAAAAAA